This is a messenger RNA of Loa loa (African eye worm), 222 nucleotides long. RefSeq lists its product as hypothetical. The annotation marks the transcript as partial. The record is from RefSeq and is a predicted model, not a curated record. Lineage: Eukaryota; Metazoa; Nematoda; Chromadorea; Rhabditida; Onchocercidae. The transcript has a single exon.
CUAAGCAAACAAUACAUCCUUUUCGCAUAUUCUCCACGACAAACCACAAACAACGAUGCCUUCGCAUAUCCGCCACCACUGGACAACUACUAUUCGCUAAAUGCAUUUCCUGUACCAUAUCUCCAACUCAACGACCUAUCAACAAAACGACAGUCAACUAUUAUCAAGGCAAUGACAAGGAGAUUGUUAAUUAGUCAUAUCACUUGUUCAUCAUAUAACUAA